This is a messenger RNA of Dichotomopilus funicola, 1830 nucleotides long. RefSeq names its product permease family-domain-containing protein. Gene Ontology annotation, biological process: transmembrane transport; xanthine transport. The transcript is spliced from 2 exons. Gene Ontology annotation, molecular function: xanthine transmembrane transporter activity. NCBI's taxonomy places the organism in Eukaryota, Fungi, Ascomycota, Sordariomycetes, Sordariales, Chaetomiaceae. The record is from RefSeq and is a predicted model, not a curated record. Gene Ontology annotation, cellular component: fungal-type vacuole; plasma membrane. The coding region runs from base 1 to 1830 and encodes 609 amino acids.
AUGGACGAAGACCAAGGCCCCUCGGCCAUCGUGCCCGGCGAAGGCCCCCAUCGCACCCUCACCUCCCGCCUGCACACCCUCAAACGAACCUUCCUCACCCGCGACGGUCUCAUCGGCGACUACGACUACGCCUUCCUCUUCCGUCCCAACCUCCCCUUCAUGCGCACCGAGAACCGCGCCCCGCCCUUCUUCGGCCUCAACGACAAGAUGCCCGUGGUCCUAGCCCUCGUCCUCGGCUUCCAACACGCCCUGGCCAUGCUGGCCGGUAUCAUCACCCCGCCUAUCAUCAUCGCUGGGGCCGGCGGGGUGAAUCUGACGGCGGACCAGACGCAGUAUUUGGUGUCGACGGCGUUGAUUGUGUCUGGGCUGUUGUCUGCUGUGCAGAUAACCCGGUUUCGCAUCUUGAAGACGCCUUAUUUCCUUGGUACGGGUCUGAUCUCGGUCGUUGGUAUCUCCUUCGCUAUCAUCCCUGUGGCGUCGGGCGCGUUCGCGCAGAUGUACGCCAACGGGUUCUGUCCUUUGGCAGAGGACGGGACGAAGCUGCCGUGUCCCGAUGCGUACGGGGCGUUGUUGGGGACUGCGGCGGUGUGUUCGCUGUUGGAGAUUCUGAUCUCGUUUGUCCCGCCCAAGGUGAUACUCAAGGUGUUUCCACCGAUCGUCACGGGCCCGACGGUGAUGUUGAUUGGGAUUAAUUUGAUUGCGUCUGGGUUUAAGGACUGGGCUGGGGGGUCCGGGCCGUGUGGGGAUGCGAACCCGGCUGAGUUCUUUGUGAAGUGUCCGAAUGUUGCGGCGCCGCAUGCGUUGCCGUGGGGGUCGGCGGAGUUUUUGGGUCUGGGGUUCUCGGUGUUUCUCGCUAUUAUUCUCUGCGAGAGAUUUGGUUCCCCGAUCAUGAAGUCCGUCAGCGUCGUUAUUGGUCUCCUGACGGGGUGUAUCAUCGCCGCGGCGUGUGGGUAUUUCGACCGGUCUGGCAUCGACAGCGCUCCUGCGGCGAGCUUCAUCUGGGUGCAUACUUUCAAACUGACCGUCUACGGGCCGCUUGUGUUACCGCUGUUAGCCGUGUACAUCAUCUGUGCCUGCGAGGCGAUUGGGGAUAUCACGGCCACGUGUGAUGUCUCGCGGUUGGAGGUCGAGGGGAAGGUGUAUGAGACGCGGAUUCAGGGUGGUGUGUUGGCGGACGGUGUGAAUGGGCUGCUGGCUGCGCUGGCGACUAUCACGCCUAUGACGACGUUUGCGCAGAAUAAUGGUGUUAUUGCCCUGACCCGGUGUGCGAACCGCACGGCUGGGUACUGCUGCUGCCUCUUCCUCAUAAUAGCCGGCAUCUUCACCAAAUUCGCCUCGGCCCUCGUCGCCAUUCCCUCCGCCGUCCUCGGCGGCAUGACCACCUUCCUCUUCACCUCCGUCGCCGUCUCCGGCCUGGCCAUCAUCGCCCGCGGCGUGGUCCCCUUCACCCGCCGCAGCCGCUUCAUUCUCGCAGCCGGUCUGUCCCUAGGAUACGGCGCGACGCUGGUGCCGACGUAUUUCAGCCAUGUUUUCACGUAUUCCGGGGAGGACCGGGCGCUGCAGGGGUUUUUGGAGGCAAUUGUGUUGGUUAUGGAGACUGGGUUUGCGGUUACGGCGUUUGUGACGGUGGUGUUGAAUUUGAUGUUGCCGCAGGAGAUUGGGGAGGAUGAUGUGGUUACGUUGGAUGAUGGGUUGGAGAGGGAACGGUCGAGGGGGGUAGGGGCUUCUGGAGUUGGAGCGGGUGUGGGUGUGAGUGGAAAGGAGGAGAGAGCGAGUGGGAGUGGCAGUGGGGGUGAGGGGAGUGAGUUGAAGGGAGAAAAGGCGGCGUGA